Anolis carolinensis (green anole) is the source of this 3819-nucleotide messenger RNA. RefSeq names its product dihydropyrimidinase like 4 (gene dpysl4). Bases 83 to 2101 code for a protein of 672 amino acids. Gene Ontology annotation, cellular component: cytoplasm. NCBI's taxonomy places the organism in Eukaryota, Metazoa, Chordata, Lepidosauria, Squamata, Anolidae. The record is from RefSeq and is a predicted model, not a curated record. Gene Ontology annotation, molecular function: hydrolase activity, acting on carbon-nitrogen (but not peptide) bonds. The transcript is spliced from 14 exons.
GGCAGGCGCUCACCUGCCUGGAAGAGGAGUCUCCCCGUAGCGAGGGCAGGGAGCGGACACACGCACACACACAGAGCCUGCCAUGGAGGAAAGGCAGCAGGAGCCCAAGGAGCCUCCGCGGCCCAAGAGAGAGGAGCCGCUGCCCGCCUGCUUCGCCGCCCUGGGCGCCGGCAGCCCCAAGCCCCGGCAGAAGUACGGCGGCAUGUUCUGCAGCGUGGAGGGCGCCUUCGAGAACAAGACGCUGGACUUCGAGUCGCUCAACGGCAACGGGAAGCGAGGAAGCCCCACGCCUAGCCGGCCCCGAUCCAGCCCGGGCUCCGAAGGGAGCAGCCGGAGGAGCAGCCCGCCUCGCCCCGCGCCUCUGCGCCCGCCUUCCUCCGGAGGAGCCGAGCAGCUGCCCAAUGGCUGCCGGCAGAGUGAUCGUCUGCUCAUCAAGGGAGGGAAGAUUGUCAAUGAUGACCAGUCAUUUUACGCCGAUAUCUAUGUGGAAGAUGGUUUGAUUAAACAAAUUGGUGAAAAUCUAAUAGUCCCUGGAGGUGUAAAAAUGAUUGAUGCUUAUGGCCAGCUAGUUAUGCCAGGAGGGAUAGAUGUCCACACUAGAUUACAGAUGCCAGUGAUGGGAAUGACCUCUGCUGAUGACUUCUAUCAAGGCACAAAAGCAGCUCUUGCAGGAGGAACUACAAUGAUAUUGGAUCAUGUAUUUCCUGAAUCUGGAGCAAAUCUGCUGACUGCAUAUGAUCAAUGGAAAGAGUGUGCUGAUAGUAAAGCAUGUUGUGAUUAUUCUUUGCAUAUUGACAUCACACGUUGGCAUGAGAGCAUAAAAGAAGAGUUGGAGGCUCUUGUGAAAGACAAAGGUGUGAACUCUUUUCUUGUCUUCAUGGCUUAUAAAGAUAAACUCCAGUGCACUGAUGCUCAGAUGUAUGAGAUAUUCAGUAUUAUUCGAGAUCUGGGUGCCAUUGCUCAAGUACAUGCUGAGAAUGGAGACAUCAUUGAUGAGGAGCAAAAAAGACUGUUGGAAUUGGGGAUUACUGGUCCAGAGGGUCAUGUUCUCAGUCAUCCUGAAGAGGUUGAAACAGAAGCAGUGUACCGUGCUAUUACAAUAGCAAAACAAGCCAAUUGCCCUUUAUAUAUCACAAAGGUCAUGAGCAAAGGGGCUGCCGAUGUCAUAGCCCAAGCCAAGAGAAAAGGCACUGUUGUAUAUGGGGAGCCUAUCACCGCCAGUCUUGGUACCGAUGGCUCACAUUACUGGAGUAAGAACUGGGCCAAAGCGGCUGCUUUUGUGACCUCUCCUCCCCUUAGCCCAGACCCCUCCACACCUGAUUACCUCACCUCGCUCUUGGCAUGUGGAGACCUUCACGUGGUUGGCAGUGCUCAUUGUACCUUCACCACUGCACAGAAAGCUGUUGGAAAGGAUAACUUCACCCUGAUCCCUGAAGGAACAAAUGGCAUUGAGGAACGAAUGUCCAUCAUUUGGGAAAAAUGUGUGGCAACAGGGAAGAUGGAUGAAAAUGAAUUUGUUGCAGUGACCAGUACAAAUGCAGCAAAGAUUUUCAACUUUUAUCCCAGGAAAGGACGGGUUGCUGUUGCUUCAGAUGCUGAUUUGAUUAUUUGGAAUCCUAAAGCUACGAAGAUUAUCUCUGGAAAAACUCACAACAUGAAUGUGGAGUACAACAUAUUUGAAGGAAUAGAAUGUCGUGGUGUCCCUACUGUGGUUAUAAGCCAAGGAAAGGUUGUGUUGGAAGAUGGAAACCUCUUUGUCACCCAGGGCAUUGGACGCUUUGUUCCUCGAAAGACAUUCCCUGAUUUUGUUUACAAGAGAAUAAAAGCAAGAAACAGGCUGGCCGAAAUUCACGGUGUUCCUCGUGGGCUUUAUGAUGGACCUGUGCAUGAUGUUAUUGUAACUGCAAAAGCCGUGGCACCAACUCCUACCUCAAGAAUAGCCACCUGUUCAGGCAAAAUACAGAUUCCUUCAGUUCGUAACCUGCAUCAGUCAGGCUUCAGUUUGUCCGGAUCUCAGACAGAUGACCACGUUGCAAGACGUACUGCGCAGAAGAUUAUUGCUCCCCCAGGUGGACGCUCCAAUAUCACAUCGCUGUCUUAAUUAACCUUGCUGAAUUAACCUUGAUUAUUACUGAUUUGCCACACUCAGCUACAUAUAAACCUUUUUAAAGUCCUGUAGCUUAAAUCUCUUUCUGACUUAGAUGGGACUUUAAAAAAAACUUACUGUUGAUCAAUUUGUGGCCUUGAUCUUCAUUGAGGCAGACGGAUUAUGGAGCAAUUCCUUUUAAAUUAUCAGUAAUUCUUAAAAGCCUCUGCCUUUUCUGCACUCCCCAAGUACCUCUUACUUUAUAAACUAAAACGACCAGAUGUUUAUAAAGUGAAAUUGCCAAGAACAUUACAUUUGGAUAUUUUAUACUGCCAAUUCAAAGGACUUGGGUGGGAGUGUGCCCCACAGGAAUACGAACAUGAUUUUACUUCUUACUCAGGAUAAAAUUUCCCCGCCUGGUCUUCUCUAGGUAGAAAUUACUACACUUCUUCCCCAUGUACAGAUCUCACCAAGUAUUAUAAAUAUAUCUUCAGAGACAUGCAUGUAAACAUGUACACUUCUAGUGAAGUACUUUUGAAUAGUGUUCAGCUGAACUGUUAGCUGUGUCCUGAAUUACAACUAAGGCAUAUCUCUUAAGUAUUUUGGUUCGAAGUCUAUCAGUGAUUCAUGCUGUUUCUGUAAUAAUGAAUUUUACUAGGAAUGACCUUUGUACUGUUUUAACACCAACAACUUGUUCUUUGUUUGUUUUUAUUGGAAAAACUUACUUAGAUAGCACUGACUAUUCAGCUUCCAUGCUACCAUGCAGACACAAUGUGAUUUGUUUUCCUUAACUGCAAUUAGCUAUUAUGUCGAAAUGCUUAAACCUUGGUUAAGGAUAGCCUGGGAGAUUGGAAGAUGAAAGCAUGAUUUGAAGUAGGUUUUCAAGCCAUGGUUUGAAUAAGCCAUGAGUAAGUAAUACUUCAGCACCAAAUAAACUGUGAUAAAACAUUUCUCUAGCUCCUCAGCUUAUAAGAUGACAAGCAAAGCCACUGCUGAUUUUCACUCUUAACUAGGCAUAAAUAAAUAAAUAAAAAAUCAUGGCUGGUGCUAACAAAUGGUUAGGUGCUAUAUCUACACUUGCCUUGUGGGCUUCAAACACACUGCCAAGAUCAUCCUAACCAUUUAGCUCCUUCAUCCAGUAGAUUGCUGUAAAGUAAUCACUUAAAAUUUAUACUUACAGUUUAUUAGUAACUAUAUAUCAAACUACAGGUAGCUUAUGACAAACUUUGACUGAUGUGCGUAAGAUCUCACUGGGGGAUCCUUGAACAUAUUUUUUAGAAACCAUUGUCACUCAGUAUCAUUGUGACAGCAUGGAUAUAAGAAAUACAAGUGUGGUCUAAAUGUUCAUGGAAUUAGGUGUCAUAGUGUCAUUUUAGAGCUGGUAUAAAAAUGCAUUUAGACUUUAUUUAAAAAUCAAGCUGAAUUUCUGGAACCUGGACACAAUUGUGGAAGUGCCAGUGAGGUUUUAGCUUUUUUGUUAGUCAUGGAUUUUUAAAAACACAUUAUUUAUACAGUUUCCCCCAAGUAAUAGGAAGUAGGUGUAUUUGGAGAUCAGCUGAACACAGUGAACUUUUUAUAAAACUGAUAACAGGUUUAUUAUAUUUAAAGCUAUGUACAGCAAAGCUGAUCUUACAUAUUCCAUAUCAUUCCACAAAACUGUGACUGUGAUUUGUUACACAAAAUAAUUUGAUUUGCCUUUCACAUUCAAUAAAGUUUCCUGAAAAUCAGCUAAA